AUGGACCCAGACGGUUUUAUGUCAGAACCCCUUUGCCUCAUUGAAAACAGUAAUGGGCAACUGGUGGUCAAUCCAGAAGCACAGAGAACCCUGUGUGCCAUUACACAGCCUGUUGAUGUGGUGGCUAUUGUGGGUCUCUAUCGCACAGGCAAAUCCUACCUGAUGAACAAGCUGGCUCAGAAGAAGAAGGGUUUCUCAGUUGGAUCCACAGUGCAGGCUCACACCAAGGGAAUCUGGAUGUGGUGCAUGCCUCAUCCUGAGAAGCCAAACCACACCUUAGUGCUUCUUGAUACAGAAGGACUGGGAGACAUAGAGAAGGGUGAUGAAAAGAAUGAUACCCAGAUCUUCACACUAGCAAUGCUGCUGAGUAGCACCUUCAUAUACAAUACCAUGAACAAAAUUGACCAGAGAGCCCUUGAUCUAUUAUACUAUGUGACUGAAGUGUCAAAUCUGCUCAGGACAAUCUCCUCACCUGAACUUGAUGAGGUUGAAGAUGCAAAUGAUAUUGUGGGCAUCUGUCCAGACCUAGUGUGGACUCUGAGAGAUUUCUUCCUAGACUUGGAAAAAGAUGGACAUUCUAUCACAGCAGAUGAAUACCUGGAGGGCUCUUUGAGGCCAAAACAAGGCACUGAUCAAAGUCUUCAGAAUUUCAAUCUUCCCCGUCUGUGUAUACAGAAAUUUUUUCCAAAGAGGAAAUGCUUUAUUUUUGACUCUCCAGCUCACAGAAAAAAGCUUGCCCAACUUGAAGAACUGGAUCAUGAUGAGUUAGAUCCUGAAUUUGUACAACAGGUGGAAGAUUUCUGUUCCUACAUCUUCAAUCAUUCCAAAACUAAAACUCUUUCAGCAGGCAUCCAGGUCAAUGGUCCUGAUCUAGGGAACCUGGUGCUCACCUAUAUCAGAGCCAUCAGCAGUAGGAAUCUGCCCUGUGUGGAGAACACCAUCUCGGCAUUGGCUCAGAUCAAAAACUCAGAAGCAGUGCAAAAGGCCAUUUGCCACUAUACCCAGCAGAUGGACCAGAAGGUGAAGUUGCCCACAGAAACCAGCCAAGAGUUGCUGGACCUGCACAGAGCCUGUGAGAAAGAGGCCCUUGAAGUCUUCUUGAAAAAUUCUUUUAAAGAUGAGGAUCAAAAUUUCCAAAAGAAAUUAGAGAUGCAACUACAAGCAAAACUUGAUGACUUUUGUAAGCAGAAUUUGAAGGCAUCAUCUGAUCGCUGCUCAGAUCUACUUCUGAGUAUCUUUGGUCCACUAGAAAAUAGUGUGAAGCAAGGAAUUUAUAACAAGUCAGGGGGCCAUCACCUCUUCAGACAGAAAACUGAAGAGUUGAAGGCAAAAUACUAUCAGGAGCCCAGGAAAGGAAUACAGGCUGAGGAAGCUCUGCAGAAAUAUUUACAGUCCCAGCAGUCGAUGAGUGAUGCCAUUCUCCAGGCAGAGCAGGCUCUUGCAGCCAGGCAGAGGCAGAUAGAAGAGGAACGUGCUAGAGCACAGGCUGCACAGGCUGAAGCAGACCGGAGGGCAGCAAUUCAGCGGGAGAAACAGAAACGGAUAGAGGAGGUCGAGCGAGCCCACCAAGAACACUUGCGACAAAUGAAGAUAAAGAAUGCCUUAGAGCUAGAAGAGCAACGGAAAGCCCAAGAACGAGCCCAUGCACACAUGCUCCAGGAAGCAGCUGAACAAGAAAAGAGGAGAAUUGAAGAGGAAAGAAUAAGACUGCUAAAUCAGAUCCAUCAGCUCCAGAGUAAUGUUUCCUCCUCCAGGAAUCAUUGCAUCUUACAAUAAAGAGCUACACAUC
Molecule: messenger RNA, 1789 nt
Organism: Sorex araneus (European shrew)
Lineage: Eukaryota; Metazoa; Chordata; Mammalia; Eulipotyphla; Soricidae
Product: guanylate-binding protein 5
Exons: 10
Coding region: 1-1776 (591 amino acids)
Molecular function (GO): GTP binding; GTPase activity
Source: RefSeq, a predicted model, not a curated record